This is a messenger RNA of Micropterus salmoides (largemouth bass), 2395 nucleotides long. RefSeq names its product histone-lysine N-methyltransferase SETDB1-A-like. Gene Ontology annotation, biological process: heterochromatin organization; negative regulation of gene expression. The record is from RefSeq and is a predicted model, not a curated record. Gene Ontology annotation, cellular component: nucleus. The transcript is spliced from 10 exons. Gene Ontology annotation, molecular function: histone H3K9 methyltransferase activity. The coding region runs from base 161 to 1975 and encodes 604 amino acids. NCBI's taxonomy places the organism in Eukaryota, Metazoa, Chordata, Actinopteri, Centrarchiformes, Centrarchidae.
AAGCUACACAACAAAGGGAAGACUUAUGCUUUAUUUAAGGUAUUUGUACUGCUUAACUUUAACGAGAGAAAAUACUUCACAGAUGAAGACUAACCGAUGAGUGUUCCUAAAGUAUCUCGGAUAUUUCACCCCCAGUCCCGAUAAACAACAGCACCUGAUUAUGGAGGAAAAUGAGAUGGAGAUGAGCAAAGAGGAGCUCCGAAAGUGGAUCAGAGAGAAGGUAAAGAAGAACACGCUGAUUUCCACAGAGGUGCUAGAGAAAUGCAAUCUGCUGCAAUCUCUGCUGGAAAGGAAAGAGAAACAGGCUGCCCACCUCAUGACGCUUUUUGAGUCUGUGGCAGCAUGUGAAGCGAUUGUGAAGAAACAGUACUCUUUUCUGGGGUGGGAGUACAGAGAAACAGAUUCUGAUGAUGACGAUAAUAUAACAGGCUAUGGAAAUACACCUCCAUCCCCAUGUAAGUUUGUUCAUGCUCAAGCACUCUGCCCUUCAACUACGAAUGGCCCUACUCGUCUGUUACCAAAGCUUCAGGACAGUGAGAACCUCAAUAGAGAUAAUGGCAAAAACGCCUCUGUCCGUCUAAAGAAACUAGUGGUGGUCCUGACCAGACUUUCUACAAGUAAGAUCAAGUCUUUAAUAUGUCCACCAACGCUUCAGAGUGAAAAUUCUGAUGCGCAGGCAGAACCAGAAGAAACGCCUCAGAAUCACUGCAGUGAAGAAGAACCCUCAAACAAUGCGGAUUCUGAUAUGCAGGUGGAACCAGAAGAAGCGCCUCAGGAUCACUACAGCAAAGAAGAAUCCUCAAACAAUGCAGAUUCUUAUACGCAGUGGGAACCAGAAGAAUCGCCUCAGAAUCACUGCAGUGAAGAAGAAACCUCAAACAAUUCUGAUGCACAGUGGGAACCCGAAGAUGAUUCCAGUGAUUCAGAUAUUUCUUUCUCAAGUCACAAUACUGGGUCAAACAAGAGGAGAAAAAUAGAUCGAAAGAAUAAUAAACUUGCUAAGAGACAUGCAUCACCCCAAAGCAGCACAAAUAGCAACCCUAAGGGCAACGUAACGAAAACAUCAACGCCCCAAACCAACAAAAAUACAAACCCUAAGGGCAACGUAACGAAAACAUCAACGCCCCAAACCAACAAAAAUACAAACCCUAAGGGCAACGUGACGAAAACAUCAACACCCCAAGCCAACGCUAAGAACAACGUAACGAAAACAUCACCACUGCCAACAAAAACCAAUGGAGUAACCCCUGUGAGCACCGUAUCAGCUCUUUCCCAAUCCUCUGAUGGAGCCACCAAGGUCACUCCGAACGUGCUGCUACAGGAGAUCCGUGUGAAUAUGAAUGUCCUGGCCAGAAAGUCGUCCAUGAGCUGGAAACAGGGGAAAGUCAUAGAAAUAGUAACAAAGGAAGAUGGUAGGGUGAAAUAUAAGAUCAGUUUUGACGAGAAAGGAAAGAGCCUAGUCUCUGGUCACCACAUCGCAUUUGACUGCUUGCCAAAGGCAGAGCAGCUGUUUGUCGGUGCUCGUAUGGUUGUCAAGUGUCCGGGUGACAAGCCCGACAAGCCCAAAUUCUGCCCUUGUAUCCUGGCAGAGCUCCCCAGCAGGAAAAACCGCAUGAGGUUCCUGGUCUUUGUUGAUGAUCACAGGCCCUUCUAUGUUGGCUUACCUCUACUUCACCUGGUGUGCAGACCGUUGGAGGAGCCUUUGGACGAUAUUCAGGAUGACACCCACAAGAAUUUCCUCAAGGAGUAUAUAAGAUCCUGGCCUUACCCGCCCCAAACGCAGUACAAGAUUGGACAGAUAAUAAAUGCAAAAUUGAAUGGAUCCCAGCAGAGGUGUGAGGUGCUAGCGGUUGACUGCAGCCUGAUACAGGUUGCUUUUGAGAAAGAUCAACAUAAGGAGUGGAUCUACCGAGGCUCCUUACGCUUGGAACACAUGAUUAAUAUGAUGGAGAACCUGGAGAUGAAAAAGGAUUAGGGUCAGAAGGAGUCAAUGAUCAUAAAUGUGUCAAGAGAACUGGAUGCUGUGUUCCAAGGUGACGCCCCAUGCAUUGAGUCAAGGACAUAGACUAAAAAUCUUUUUCUCAGGCUUCCUAAGGCUUCUGUUUCGGCCUAUAGUUUACCCACACCUGACUGAGAACUGUCACAGACAGUCCACCCGCACGUUUUCCUUUGGCCAAGCUGGUUGAGAACAUGGAUGUUACAGCGGUAUCCCAAUAGCCAAUAUGGCUGUUCUUGCAAAUUCUGUCUGCAUUGCUGUUCCUGGGGGCUGGGACCACAUACUGCUCAAGGUUUUAACUUGUUUUAAUAGAAUCUGAAAACUGUUGUUUUUAAGUGUUUUGUGUUAUAAAUUUUGCAUUCUUAAAUAAAACUAUUUCUUAUUUUCUUUGAGCUUAUU